This is a messenger RNA of Oryza sativa Japonica Group (Japanese rice), 985 nucleotides long. RefSeq names its product small ribosomal subunit protein uS17. NCBI's taxonomy places the organism in Eukaryota, Viridiplantae, Streptophyta, Magnoliopsida, Poales, Poaceae. Gene Ontology annotation, molecular function: structural constituent of ribosome. Gene Ontology annotation, biological process: translation. The record is from RefSeq and is a predicted model, not a curated record. Gene Ontology annotation, cellular component: ribosome; cytosolic small ribosomal subunit.
UGAAUGAGCUCCUAAAAAACCCCCUCCCCAUUCUGUAUAUAAGAUCAUCACACCUUUCUCGUUAGGGUUUCCGCCGCCCGCCGCCGCAUCGCCGCUGCAGCCUCCUUCCCCCUUCGCCGCCGUACACCCUCCAGCCAGCCAUGGCGGAGCAGACUGAGAGAGCUUUCCUGAAGCAGCCCAAGGUCUUCCUUUGCCCAAAGAAAUCUGGCAAAGGGAAGAAGCCUGGCAAGGGAGGUAACCGCUUCUGGAAGAAUAUUGGCCUUGGCUUCAAGACACCCCGGGAAGCAAUUGAAGGGACCUACAUCGAUAAGAAAUGCCCAUUCACUGGAACUGUUUCUAUCAGAGGUAGAAUUAUUGCUGGAACAUGCCACAGUGCCAAGAUGAAUAGGACAAUCAUCGUACGCAGAAACUACCUCCAUUUUGUGAAGAAAUAUCAGCGAUAUGAAAAGAGGCACUCCAACAUUCCAGCUCACAUUUCUCCAUGCUUCCGUGUUAAGGAAGGUGACCAUGUCAUCAUUGGCCAGUGCAGGCCUUUAUCAAAAACUGUGAGGUUCAACGUUAUUAAAGUCAUCCCAGCUGGUUCCACAGGUGGUGGGAAGAAAGCAUUCAUUGCAGCUUGAGCUUAUCGAAAAUGCCUAAUCAAUCACUAGUUAAAUAUACAAGUGUUCACUUAGAAUUCUUCUAGCUUGCUGUUUUGACCUUCUGUCUAGGUCCCUGGAGCAUUUGCCACUCAUCUGAAAUGUAUCCGUGCAAGUUUUGUUUAGAUCUCUGGUCAUGCAAAUUGUGGUUGCUGUUGCCCUGUCGUUGGGCCAUGUUCCUUCUUUGAAGCAAUAGCAUCAACAGCCUGUUUGUUUCAGUCUUAUGAUGGUGAUGUGCGUUAUCGUUGUUUUUUUUAAGCUGGAAAUUGUUCACCAUGUCACUGACAUUUCAAAAGAUGUCUAUUUCACAUGAACUAAAAGAUCUUGUGAUGUUUGCUAUUGUGAAA